Molecule: messenger RNA, 1614 nt
Organism: Puccinia triticina
Lineage: Eukaryota; Fungi; Basidiomycota; Pucciniomycetes; Pucciniales; Pucciniaceae
Exons: 8
Coding region: 1-1614 (537 amino acids)
Cellular component (GO): membrane
Source: RefSeq, a predicted model, not a curated record
AUGGCCAACCAACUCGUCUCCCACCUCAGCCUGCUGGCACUCCGGGCCGGCUUCUUCGUGGCCUGCCGGCGCUACCUCGGGCACUUCGACCUCAAGCGGCUCGCCCAUCCGCCCCCGCAGAAGCAGCCCGAGCCCGCCGCCCCGCCCGAGCAGGCCGUCGCCCCAGCCAUCGCCGCCCUCAUCUUCUGCUGCUCGUUCUGCGAAGGCAGUCUGCUCUUCAGCAUCGUCAUCCUCGGCUCAUGGCUCAGCCCCCAGGCCCGCAAUCUCAACUGGAACUUCUCCCUCGCCCUCCUCAUCUCCUCCGUCGUCUUCAUCGUGCCCUUCCUCGAAUCGCUGCUCUUCUCCACCACCCUCCUCAGCCGCCGCCGGAAGACCAACGAGCGCAUCAGGAUUCUGUCGGCAAGGACGCUGGGCCUGACCUUGGUCCCAUUCGGGGUCUAUCUGGUCGUAUACUACCGUCUAGGGCAGGUCAUCCAAGGCUUGUUGGGCGUCGAGUCGGGCAGCCACUCGUUUGGCUUCCUCAACACGACUCUCGCCAGGAUCUGUGUCCCCGGGGUCAUCCUCAUCGCCUCCCUCUCCGGCGGAGGAGCGGUGAACACGGCAUGGCUCACCUGGGAAUGGCGCCGUCGGGCUAAGGAACCGCCCAUCACCGACCAACAUAUCGUUGCCGCUGAGAAGUCGCUCCUCAGAACCCAGAACGACCUCGUCGACCGUAGAUCCAUCCUCCACCAGCAACAGGCCAGUCUUGCCAACAGCUCCAAGCCCGACGGCUCCAGCCUGCUCACAACCCUGUUCACCAGCUCUUCCCACCCCAAAACAACCCAGCUCCAGCAGGAAGUCGCCGGGCUGGAGGCCAUGGAAGCCCAGAUGAUUUCCGACAUCUCUGUCCUUAAGGAGCGCAAGGAGUCUCACGAGUAUUCUCGCACGAUCCCGGGGAUGAUGCUGAACAUCGCAAACUGGUUCCUCUCGGUGUAUUGCGUCUACCGUCUCUUCAUGGCAUGCGUGAAUUUGAUAUUUGGAUAUGUGAAGCACCCGACGACGACGACGACGCGGAACCCGACGACAGACGUGGUGACGUAUCUGGUAGCAAAGGUCUUGGCGACAUUCAGUAUCGAGCUCGAGAUCGGCAAGCUGACCCGCCUCGUCGGCCUGGUCCUCAUCGGCUCGAUCAUCGUCGUCAAUCUGCGCGCUGUGCUCGUCUGGGUCAACCGGGUCUUCAACCGGCUCUCGGUCUCCUCGACCAACCCCAGCGGCCUCGGCAGCAGCCUCAUCCUCCUCGUCCUCGCCCAACUCAUGGCCAUUUAUCUGCUGACCUGUCUGAUCUCCCUGCCUUCCUCGAGCCCGGCCAAAGAUCCAUCGACAGAGACCCCGCCAAACGGGCUGAAGGAGGCCUCCUUACUCGACACCUUGCCCUCCUUCUCCCGCUUCAGCAAGCUCUUCGACCUCGUCUUCCUCGCCACCGGCACGCUCACCUUCCUCUUCCGCUGGCUGCUCAACCAGAUCUGUCUCCCCCCCGACACACCCUCCACCUUCAUCCCCUCCUCCUCCUCCUCCGCUCCCAAUGGCGAGGAAAACAUUCAGCUCAACCAGCGCAUCGGCGCUCACUUUGUUUAA